Cryphonectria parasitica EP155 is the source of this 1644-nucleotide messenger RNA. RefSeq lists its product as uncharacterized. The transcript is spliced from 3 exons. The record is from RefSeq and is a predicted model, not a curated record. Lineage: Eukaryota; Fungi; Ascomycota; Sordariomycetes; Diaporthales; Cryphonectriaceae. Bases 1 to 1548 code for a protein of 515 amino acids.
AUGCCGGCCAUGCUAGACGAUCCGUCCGCUGCGACCAUGUACAGGGUCUCAGGCGAGGCUCCCUUUCCAGGCCCCGGCGCAGCCCUGCCGGCGAGCAUCUCCCCACAGCAGGUGACGCUGCGCGAUAGGCAGACCGUCGCUACCAUUGUACCCUUCGCUUCUAAGGACCAGGUACCACAGUCGCUGCUGCGCUAUCUGAGCGACCAGUUCGCCAAGGAGAUCGAGAAGGGCGAUACCUAUCCCAUGAUGGAGACCAUGCCCUCCGACAAGUUCGCAUCGUACUGGUUUCAGAACUUCGGGGCCAUCAUGCUCCUUGGCAGCAUCGAGAAAGCUGAAGAUGUUGUCGAGGGCAAGGACUGGGCGAAGGAGUGUCUCGGCAGCUUCUACAUCAAGCCCAAUUAUCCAGGCCGGUCCAGUCACGUCUGCAACGCCGGAUUCUUAGUCACAGAUGCCUCGCGGAACCGCGGUGUGGGUCGGCUCAUGGGCGAGGCCUAUCUCAACUACGGGCCUCGGCUGGGUUACACGUACUCAGUGUUCAACCUCGUCUACGAGACCAACGUAGCCUCAUGCAAGAUCUGGGAUGCCCUGGGCUUCAAGCGUAUCGGCCGCGUCCCCGGCUGCGGCAACCUCAAGUCCUACCCGGGCCGCCUCGUGGACGCCAUCAUCUAUGGGCGCGACCUGACCGUGGGCGAGGGGGACUCGGACGAGCUACUCGUGAGUGAAGAGCGUUUUGAGAAGAUCAAGUUCUACCUCAAACACGGACGGUAUCCUAACGGGGCGAACCGCGCCGAAAAAUCCAGGCUCCGGAGCGCCGCGACGCACUACAAACUCCUUGAGGGCCAGAGCUCAGACGGAAGCGACGACGUCCUCAUGCUCAAAGACAAGGAGGUCAUCUCCGACCCGGUUCGGCAAUACGAGAUCGCGAGACACGCUCAUGUCGGCCAGAUGCAUGCCGGCAUCAACAAGACGACGGCCAUGAUUGCCGAGAAGUACCAUUGGAGGGGGAUCAAAGAUACGGUGUCGGAUGUAAUCAGGGCCUGUGUGGAGUGCGAGGACGGAGCCAAGGCCGGGAAUGGGCUGGCAAAGCCACCAACGCCCAGUGAGCCUGGCCAGGACCAUUUACGUCAUGCUUCAGAACGUACACCUUCUCCGGUGCCACAGUACACAGAACGGGCUAUUAGCCAAGCCCAGUCGCCAUCCCACAGCCCGGCCUCACCUUCACAAUAUCUAUACUUUUCGGAGACCAAUGCCUACCAGCCAAUAGACCCACAAAUACUAAAUCCACAGCAGCAACACCAUGCAGCCUCCUUUGCCCCUCCACAUUACACAGCAGGCUACAGUCAGUUCGGGCAGGACCCAUAUACUAUCACUAUUUCGCACAACAACUCGCACGAAGAUAUGGAUGUGGACGAGAAUGUCAUUUGUGAACUGCUUGCCGCCAGCACUCAUGAUCAUCAACAGGAUGAUGGAGACGGUGAGAUAUCUGAUCGGGACAUGGAAAUUUUCCUUAUGCAGCAGUUGCAUGGGGGGAGCCCAACACCCGGAUGACCUUGUCUUUGCUUCUAGCCGCCAUCAUUAUUCUUACACUAUAGAUUCAGCUAGAUUUUGUUGAUACCCAAAUUCUAUUUCUUGUCAAUUUUGCCG